Messenger RNA from Balearica regulorum gibbericeps (East African grey crowned-crane), 324 nucleotides. NCBI's taxonomy places the organism in Eukaryota, Metazoa, Chordata, Aves, Gruiformes, Gruidae. The record is from RefSeq and is a predicted model, not a curated record.
AUGUCUGACCAAAACGUCCACAAAGCUGGUUUUACUUCCUCUGGGAUCACAAAAGGAUCGACUGGUUCAUCAAUGAUGUCCAAGGAAGCAAAAUGUUCUGGGGGAGGCGUGCGGUCUGGAGGCCCUACUGCUACUCUCCAGGAAAUGGGUGCCAAAGGCUCAACUCAUUCAUCAGGUUUUACCAGCAGAGGGAUCUCCAGUGGAUCCCAGGCGUCUAAGAUGAUGUCCAAGGAGGCCAGUUCCCAUGGAGGUGGAACUCCCAGGGGUGGUACAACUGCCACUGUCCAGUCCAUCUCAAUGGGUGGCAAAGGAGGAAGACGCUGA